AGCGCUGCUGCGCUGCGGUGAUGUCAGCCCGCCGGGUCGUUUGAAGGUCAGCAGCCUUGGAAGGUUCACGCAAAGUUCACCCGCAUACAUUAGACAAUUCAAUCUUUCAUUCUGCGCGGAAAACUAGUUUGAAAUGAGCUGCGCAGGGGGACGGAGGGGCCACCAAUCCCCGCGGAGGACCAGCGCAGUUCCCCACCAGCGUCCCUGAUCCAAACAGAGCCCCGGCUCUGGCCCCGUCAGAACCGGCGGCCCGUCAGAGAGCUGUCAUGGAAGAAUCCCGUUCCAGCACCCGCGCGCACACCGGAGCCGGCGGGACAGGAGGAGCGCAUAGAUAGACGAAGCAGGGCAACGUUUCCAUGAGUCCAGUGCGGGAGAACCCGCAAGAAGAGGAGCGCAACCUGCGGUGGUCAGACGAGAAAGAGAGGGAGGAUAGGAGUUUGAUGGAGUUGCGUGCACCGUUUCUCCAGAGCGACUAAGAGAAAGGAGUUGCGGCGCGGAGCAUGAUGUUUGACUGCAUGGACGUGCUGGCCGUGAGUCCCGGACAGAUGCUGGAGCUGUACGCCGGCAGCCCCAGCUGCAUGCUGCAGGAGAAAGCCCUGAAAGCCUGCUUCAGAGAGUGGCAGCACCGCCGGAGCGCGCACUCCAUCGAAACCCACAGCACCAGUUCUGAGGAGUUGGUCCCCAGCCCACCGUCCCCACCGCCGCCUCCCCGAGUCUACAAGCCCUGCUUCGUCUGCCAGGACAAGUCCUCUGGAUACCACUAUGGUGUCAGUGCAUGUGAGGGCUGCAAGGGCUUCUUCCGCCGAAGCAUCCAGAAGAACAUGGUGUACACGUGUCACCGGGACAAGAACUGCAUCAUCAACAAGGUGACAAGGAACCGCUGUCAGUACUGCCGCCUGCAGAAGUGCUUUGCAGUGGGAAUGUCCAAAGAGUCUGUUCGAAAUGACCGCAAUAAGAAGAAGAAGGAGAGUCCGAAGCUGGAGCUUGCUGAGAGCUACGAGCUGUCGGCCGAGCAAGAGACCAUCAUCGAAAAGAUCCGUAAGGCCCAUCAAGAAACUUUCCCAUCCCUCUGCCAGCUGGGCAAAUACACCACGAACUCAAGCGCAGAUCACCGGGUCAGACUGGACCUGGGCCUGUGGGACAAGUUCAGCGAGCUGGCCACCAAGUGCAUUAUCAAGAUCGUGGAGUUUGCCAAACGUGUGCCUGGCUUCACGGCGCUGACCAUCGCUGAUCAGAUCACGCUUCUGAAGGCCGCCUGCCUCGACAUUCUGAUCCUCCGCAUCUGUACGAGGUACACCCCCGACCAGGACACCAUGACCUUUUCCGACGGACUCACCCUUAACCGCACACAGAUGCACAACGCCGGCUUCGGCCCACUGACCGACCUGGUUUUCACUUUCGCCAACCAGCUGCUACCCAUGGAGAUGGACGACACAGAGACAGGCCUCCUCAGCGCCAUCUGUCUCAUCUCGGGAGACCGUCAAGACCUGGAGGAACCCUCCAAGGUGGACCAGCUUCAGGAGCCGUUGCUAGAAGCGCUGAAGAUCUACGUCAGGAAGCGGCGACCAAGCAAACCACACAUGUUCCCCAAAACUCUGAUGAAGAUCACUGACCUACGCAGCAUCAGUGCAAAAGGAGCAGAACGUGUCAUCUCUCUGAAGAUGGAGAUUCCAGGCUCUAUGCCCCCCCUCAUCCAGGAGAUGCUGGAGAACUCGGAUGGUCAGGAUGGCCAGAGCAGCAGCAACACUUCCACCAAGGCCGGGGCAACCCCCAGCAGUAAAGACAGCCCCCCUAAGGCCCCUGCUGCACCAGAGUCACCAGAGUCCUUGGGUAAUGAGGGGGGUGCAGCAACAUCAUCCACCGACGAACCCCUAAGGGGGAACUAACAACAAAAAAAAAACACUGUACCCUCCCAACUCCUCGAAGGCGGACUAGAAAUUAUGGGAUUUUCUUUUAUAAUCUGUGGAUUGUUCGGGAGGAUAAGCCCUGAGUGGAUCUUUCUGGACUGAAUUUACAGGACAAGGGGGUGAGGCCCUUAAAAAACACAUCAGAGAUUAAGCUCAUCCGGUUUCUAUGUAAAUUGUAACCUGCAUGAGGUCAUCCACUGUACAUACCAUAAGGAGCUUCUUCUGCUCCUUUGAUGCAUUCAUAGUGCUGUUUUACAGUCCUCAAGGUCAGGCAGGCAUCAAGACUAAAAACAGGCUGCAAACAGGCUGAUCAGUCUGAAGACAGGUUAACUUCCUGGCCGACAAGCUGAAAACUGGUUCAUAACAGUCCAAAUAACAGGCUGAUGGCAGCCUGACAGUCUAAACCAGGCUGGUGUUAGUAUAAAGACAGGCUGAAAACAUGUUUACAGCAAUCUAGCAGCCUGGAAAACAUGUUUAAAACAGUCAGAAAACAGGCUGACAGCCUGAAAAUUGGCUAAAAGUGUGGUUAAUUUUAGACAGACGGGCAGGAAACAAAACUGUUUGCAGACUUAAAGCUGGUUGAUCAUAGUUUAAUUCCCCAUAAAGUCUGAAAAAAGACUGAUUACAAGCUUAUGACUAGCUCACAGUGUCAAUGAGGCUGGUAACAGACAGAAGCAGAAGGUGAAGAACAGUUCAAAAAACAGGCUGUUAAGUGUCUGAUGGUCUAAAAAAGGGCUGAAAACAGUCCCGCAGGUGCUCUUUUGAAUGUUGUUACUCACAGACACCAUGAAGGUAACAUUUUUUAUUUUCUUAUUUUUAAAGCUCCUUUGUGUCUUUGAACAUAGACUCGUUUACAUUCCUUCAUGCCUCCAGUCGGUUUCUUCAAAAGGGGGUGGGGGGCAGGAAUGGUCUUUGUUGCACUCAUCCAACUGCACCCUCCCAAUAGACACUAGUAAAACUACUGACAGUUGAUUUUUUUUGGGGGGGGAGAUGAAAGGAGACAUUCUACAUUCAAAAAAUAAUUUAAAAACAUUUGAAGAUUUUUUUUUUUUAUAUCAAAAAAUAUUUAAAAUAUAUAUAAUUAAAUUUUUGCUUUGGAUCAGAAAAUUGGAAAAUUUCACAAACUAAGGAGUAAGACCUUCAUCCCUACGUCCACCAGGGUCUUUACAAUCUUCAGUCUGACUCUGUUUCAGCCUUAUGACCUCCCCCAUCACCAACCAACCACACCAACGCAGAUUCCAGUAGGGGGGGUAGCGUUAGGAGGACACAGCAGCCUGGCAUGACCCCCACCCUGAGGUCAGGCAGGGUUUCGAUGCUUCUCAUUGCACAUCUUUUCAUGAUUCCCUGCUUUCCCUCCAUCCCCUGUCAAGGGGGCGGGGACUCAGAGGUGCACAGGAGCAAUCAGCUGGCUGCAGCACUUAUGUACGCAUGCUGUGCUGCAAUAAACUCGAAUGUGUGUCGAUUUAAAGAACCGCCUCCUGUGAGCUGAGUCAGGAACCGACUGAAGGAACAAAGCCUCCGGAAGAAGUUCCUGCAGAGAACAGGGGUCCAGCAUCAGCGUGUGGCGUCUGCUGCAGCUAAAACAAGAAACCCCAUACUGCCAUCUAGAGUUUGGGGGAGAAACUGACACAGGGAGCAUGUGGAGCAGAAUUAUCAACAGAACACGUGCUUCGCUCCAGAUUAUGGCUCCUAGAGCUCAUCUCCAUGUGCAUUCACUUAUAGAACGCAGGUCACUGGGAGCAUGACCCAUUUAGAAUGAUUGGAAAAGUGUCUGUUUCCGGCGGAGCGAGCCACCGUUAUGCUAAUAUUUGCAAACUUUAACCCUUGUGCUAUCUUAGAUGACGACCACCCUUACAUUGACAUGUUCUCCCUACCAUGACAAAGGUGGAUAAAGGUGGAAAGAUUUCAUGUAAUCCAUGGACACCAGUGAAGAUCACAAAUCAUUGAAGAAUAAAGGUUCAGAGCACUGUCUAGUGGGUCUAGAUGACCCAACUACCAACGUUAAAGUGCAGUCUUCAGAACUUGCAUCUGCUUUGUCAGAGAUAUCGAAAGUCGUUGCUUCUCUGUUGUUCCUGAAUUCUGUGCUAAAUCUAUUUUAGAUUUCCCUUUUGCAACAUUUCUGAAAAAUAGUGUUACGGUUGUUAGUGAACUGUAUUUACCGAACUUCUGAUCAUGAGAUGCGACUUUAAAUGGUGCCUGAUCUCAGUUUCUGGACAUUUUUUCAUCAGAGGCAGAUGCUGCUAACAAACACCACCUCAAGCUAGUGCCCUUUUGUUUAAUUUAACCAGUGGGGGGGGCCCCACGUUGGAUGAUACAAAAGAAAACUGUUGUUACAAAUUCUAGAAGGGAGAACGCGUUGAAACCACGUGACCAUGAAUGUAAGAGUUGCUCUGAGCCUGCAGGAACAGCAGGGGGCAGCGCCACCACGGUCAGGUGUUCCCAGAGAACAUUAGUGUCUUUAGACUCCGCCUCCACCACCUCAGCAGUCAAAUGCAGUGUUGUACAGUUGUGUAAAUGAGACAUCUGGAGGAGGGCUGCUGAGCAUUUAUCACAUCAGCUCCUCCAUGGACUCCGUUUGUGUUUCAAAAAUGUCUGUUUGUAUCCUAACAUUUGCUUUUUAUGGUCAUGUACUCUUUAACAUGAGCUGUCCUCUUAAAGUAAUAAAGUAUAUUUAUUUUAA
This is a messenger RNA of Oryzias latipes (Japanese medaka), 4587 nucleotides long. Its product is annotated as retinoic acid receptor beta. Gene Ontology annotation, biological process: cellular response to corticotropin-releasing hormone stimulus; retinoic acid receptor signaling pathway; regulation of transcription by RNA polymerase II. Gene Ontology annotation, molecular function: nuclear glucocorticoid receptor binding; zinc ion binding; nuclear receptor activity. The record is from RefSeq and is a predicted model, not a curated record. Lineage: Eukaryota; Metazoa; Chordata; Actinopteri; Beloniformes; Adrianichthyidae. Gene Ontology annotation, cellular component: nucleus; transcription regulator complex.